AUGUUGAGUAUGGCUGGAAUAUCCGAGGGCACGACGAAAUUCACAGGCACUAUUGAGCUCAACAACAAAGGCAAGUCCUUCACCACUGUCGGUGUUGCUCCACAAUCACCCUUUGCAUCAGCCCUGGAGGACAUGAUCCAGGAACAAUACGACCGAGCUGACGAUCGCCUGGACUCUGACGAUGAAGGCGACGAGCUUACGAGGGACGUCAACAUGCGCCGGGUCAUCCGCCGGCAGCCUGCCCAUGACCAUGACGCUGGUGAAGAAGACGAGUAUUCCAGGGAGCAAAGGCUGGUAGAACGCAUAGAUGAAAUCGAGGCAGGAGAUGGACGACUCAAUGGCAACGUUGCAAAUGGAGGUGCAGAAGGUGAGGCUGAGUGCGCAACCUGGGACGACAGCAUCUCCGAACGGAAGCGGACCGUGAACCGGAGGAUGGAUAACAUUGCAGAUAUCGCGGAAACAAAUCAUGGCAUCGUGUCAAGACACUUUCCAACCCUCACCGCACACAAGACAAGCAUUAUUCCACAUAUGUCUCCCUUACGACUGCGACGUGGCUACAUCAUUUACAAGCACAAUACCAUCAUCAUCCUUCCACCAUUCCCGCGGAUCGUGAUUGAGACUGUUCCCAUCGUCCCACCAAGUUCUCUGAAACCUUGGGAGACAUCAAAAUUCGCUCCUUUCGUCACUCUCUUCGAGUCUCAUCAUUGUAUUCCAUCAAUUAGCAAGCGAAGUAACGGGAGCCCACGAUUGAUUAUACUGGACAACCGCUUGUCGUAUGGCGAAUAG
This is a messenger RNA of Suillus paluster, 786 nucleotides long. RefSeq lists its product as uncharacterized. The record is from RefSeq and is a predicted model, not a curated record. NCBI's taxonomy places the organism in Eukaryota, Fungi, Basidiomycota, Agaricomycetes, Boletales, Suillaceae. The transcript is spliced from 5 exons. The coding region runs from base 1 to 786 and encodes 261 amino acids.